Rhinopithecus roxellana (golden snub-nosed monkey) is the source of this 2735-nucleotide messenger RNA. RefSeq names its product protein O-linked mannose N-acetylglucosaminyltransferase 2 (beta 1,4-) (gene POMGNT2). Gene Ontology annotation, biological process: protein O-linked glycosylation via mannose. Gene Ontology annotation, cellular component: endoplasmic reticulum. Gene Ontology annotation, molecular function: protein O-acetylglucosaminyltransferase activity; protein binding. Lineage: Eukaryota; Metazoa; Chordata; Mammalia; Primates; Cercopithecidae. The coding region runs from base 518 to 2260 and encodes 580 amino acids. The record is from RefSeq and is a predicted model, not a curated record. The transcript has 3 exons.
CCGGGCAGGCGCACGGGGAACACCUGCGAGCCUGGAGGUGGCGGAGGGUGCGAACCCGGCGGCGCGGCCAAACCUGGGCUGGCUGCCUGGGCCUCCUGGGCCAGGAGCUGGCACUGGGGGCGGCGGCGGUGUGGGAAAGUGGCGCCGCGGUGGGGCCUCCUGGAUGUGUCGGCGGAGGUGGCUUCAGUCCCGCGGAGCCCAGGCUUCAGAUCUUCCAGCUCAUCCUUUCAUAUUAGUCAUGAGGAAUCUCAGUCCCUACAGAGCUAGGAAAGAGCAUAGGUCCCCUCAUCCCCAGGGAUGGUCAGCACGUUCCUUCCUGAGCCUUGGGCCCCUGCGAGAAGGAGAAGAGGAGAGUGGAGAUCUUCAGCAGAAAGGAAGACAUGGUGCUGGUGGCUGGACCCUCCGUGGCCAUGCUUUCACCAGUUCUCGGGAUGCCCAUAGGGAUGGGUGAAGCCCGCCUGGCCUGUGGUGCUCCCCAGUGGCCGUCAUCUCACUAGGGCCCCACAGUGGCAUUAGGAUGCACCUCUCUGCGGUGUUCAAUGCCCUCCUGGUUUCGGUGCUGGCGGCGGUCCUGUGGAAGCAUGUGCGACUGCGUGAGCAUGCAGCCACACUGGAGGAGGAGCUGGCCCUCGGCCGACAGGCCACAGAGCCAGCCCCAGCGCUGAGGAUCGACUACCCGAAGGCACUGCAGAUCCUGAUGGAGGGUGGCACACACAUGGUGUGCACAGGCCGCACGCACACAGACCGCAUCUGCCGCUUCAAGUGGCUUUGCUACUCCAACGAGGCCGAGGAGUUCAUCUUCUUCCACGGCAACACCUCUGUCAUGCUACCCAACCUGGGUUCCCGGCGCUUCCAGCCAGCCCUGCUCGACCUGUCCACCGUGGAGGACCACAACACCCAGUACUUCAACUUCGUGGAGCUGCCUGCUGCUGCCCUGCGCUUCAUGCCCAAGCCGGUGUUCGUGCCAGAUGUGGCCCUCAUCGCCAACCGCUUCAACCCUGACAACCUCAUGCAUGUCUUUCACGACGACCUGCUGCCACUCUUCUACACGCUGCGGCAGUUUCCCGGCCUGGCCCACGAGGCACGACUCUUCUUCAUGGAGGGCUGGGGCGAGGGUGCACACUUCGACCUCUACAAGCUGCUCAGCCCCAAGCAGCCUCUCCUGCGGGCACAGCUGAAGACGCUGGGCCGGCUGCUGUGCUUCUCCCAUGCUUUUGUGGGCCUCUCCAAGAUCACUACCUGGUACCAGUAUGGCUUUGUCCAGCCCCAGGGCCCGAAAGCCAACAUCCUCGUCUCGGGCAAUGAGAUCCGGCAGUUCGCACGGUUCAUGACAGAAAAGCUGAACGUGAGCCACACAGGAGCCCCCCUAGGCGAGGAGUACAUUCUGGUCUUUAGCCGAACCCAGAACAGACUCAUCCUGAAUGAGGCAGAGCUGCUGCUGGCACUGGCCCAGGAGUUCCAGAUGAAGACAGUGACAGUGUCCCUGGAGGACCACGCCUUUGCUGAUGUCGUGCGACUGGUCAGCAAUGCCUCCAUGCUGGUCAGCAUGCAUGGGGCCCAGCUGGUCACCACCCUCUUCCUGCCCCGUGGGGCAACUGUGGUAGAGCUCUUCCCAUAUGCUGUCAAUCCCGACCACUACACUCCCUAUAAGACACUGGCCAUGCUGCCUGGCAUGGACCUCCAGUAUGUAGCCUGGAGGAACAUGAUGCCAGAGAACACAGUCACACACCCUGAGCGGCCCUGGGACCAGGGGGGCAUCACCCAUCUGGACCGGGCUGAGCAAGCCCGUAUCCUGCAAAGCCGUGAGGUCCCACGGCAUCUCUGUUGCCGGAACCCCGAGUGGCUCUUCCGAAUCUACCAGGACACCAAGGUGGACAUCCCAUCCCUCAUUCAAACCAUACGGCGCGUGGUGAAGGGCCGGCCAGGACCACGGAAGCAGAAGUGGACAGUCGGCCUAUACCCAGGCAAGGUGCGGGAGGCACGGUGCCAGGCGUCAGUACAUGGCGCCUCCGAGGCCCGCCUCACUGUCUCCUGGCAGAUCCCAUGGAACCUUAAGUACCUGAAGGUGAGGGAGGUGAAGUAUGAGGUGUGGCUGCAGGAGCAAGGGGAGAACACCUAUGUGCCUUAUAUCCUUGCCCUGCAGAACCAUACCUUCACUGAGAACAUCAAGCCCUUCACCACCUACCUGGUGUGGGUCCGCUGCAUCUUCAACAAGAUCCUCCUGGGACCCUUUGCAGAUGUGCUGGUGUGCAGCACGUAGCGAGCGGGCCACAGCCUGGCCUCGGGAGGGUGGCUUCUGCAGUUCAGCAUCCCUGGGCCCGUUAAUCCCACUGUGGAGACUUCUGGGAACUGUCUAUUUAUUGGGCAGGGCUGCCCCAGGCCUGUGCCUCCACGUCAUCUUGUUGCCCCGGGGGUGUGGUGUCACAGCACUCCUCUUUGCCCUAGAGAUAUGGGAGCCCACUUCCCCUUCUCCCAUCCUGAACAUUUAUACCCCUGGAGAAGUUCCUUAGCAGGGUGGAGGAAGAGGAGAGGAGGAAGGAAAGAAUCACAAGGAACCUCUGGCUAGGUGAUCCUGAUGUUUCCUACUGAGUUUUUCUGGUAUCCAGAUUUCUGGAAACCGAGUAAUCAUGUACUGUUUGAUUGGGUGGUUCAUCUGCUUCCAUCCCAGUGAAAUCUACCUGUAGCCCAGUUAAGGGUGUGUUUGGAACAUUCAUUAAAUGAUUCUAAGCAUCUUG